AUGAAUAGUAAAGAGGCCGGCUCCGCCCAAAAAGGACAGGGCAUCGGGGCUAUUAGCUUCCUCACAGCUGUCGCCAGCGCAUCAACAGUAUUUAUAAUCCAACUUUUGCUCUUUGUGCUUCUGCGUAAUACGUUGGCUCGCAUCUUCAAGCCAAAGACAUACUUGGUACCCGAACGGCAGCGAAGCGACCCUCCACCAACAUCAUUUCUAGGAAUGAUUAGAACAUUAUGGAAUGUCAGGGAUCAAGAGAUUAUCUAUAAGUGCGGACUUGACGCAUACUUCUUCUUGCGCUAUUUGAAAGUUCUUUUGGUUAUCUUUAUUCCCAUCGCCUCCAUCUUUAUGCCGAUCCUACUACCCCUGAAUUUUAUCGACGGGAGGGGAUAUCAACUAAAUGGAAAUGCGAAAGAUCCUGCCGGAACGAAUACCUCUCAAGUCUCUGGCCUGGAUACCCUGGCGUGGGGUAAUGUCAGGCCCCAAAACACAAGUCGCUAUAGCGCUCACCUCAUGCUAGCUAUACUGGUGGUUGUAUGGGUAUGCUCUGUAUUCUUUUUGGAACUACGAGCAUAUAUCAAAGUGCGACAAGACUACCUUACCAGUGCAGAGCACCGUCUUAGGGCCUCAGCAACAACAGUCCUCAUUAAUUCUAUCCCCUCUAAGUGGCUGAAUCAAGAGGCGCUACAAGGUCUCUUUGACGUCUUUCCAGGAGGAGUCAGAAAUAUCUGGUUAAACCGGGAUCUAUCAAAGUUGCUCAAGAAGACCUCUCUUCGGGACAAGACUCAUCUCCGACUCGAGUCUGCUGAGACAGAUCUAAUUAAAGCCGCAAGUAAUUCACAGGUCAACAAAAGAAGUAAUAUACACGCGAAACAGCAUAAGACUUUAAUAAAGUCUUCCACGAAGGAAGAAAUGGCCGUUCGUCAGGGCCUGGAAGAUGAAGAAACGAUGCGAAAAGCAGUUAUUGCCAAUUCAAGGAACAUGUAUCCUGGUUCUACAAACGCAAGACACCUUGAUUUGUACAAUAAACCCUUGCCCGAGUUUCUGAGAGGAAGUCACAAUGGACUUUUGUCCGAAAGGGGUCCAGCAAAAGAUGCUCAGAACUUAACGUCAAACCGAUCUUAUUACAGGGAGCAAAUGCAACCUUCACAAUGGCAAGGAGGUACCACUGCCCGGCGACUGAAUAUAGUGAGUAGCCUACACAUUAUACAAGAUGCAAAGUGGUGGCAGUUUUGGAAGCCACCAUCCAGAUUUCCCUCCCCGGUUCCUCGAGGAGGUCGACCUAAAAAAGGGCAGGGCCAGUCCGUAUGGUCCUCUUUUGCUCACAGUCUACAGCGGUGGGUUAAAUCUCUCAGAGAGCCAGAAGAGAAUCGCUAUCCUAUCGCAUAUAACUCCAAUUACCAAGAAGACGAACGUGAUGCCUUGUGGAAGAAUUAUCUGAGAAAAGAAGAUCGCCCCUCCCACCGUCUCCCCCUAUUUGGGAUGACAUGGUUACCUGGACUCCCUCUUAUCAAUGCUAAAGUCGACACCAUUUUCUGGUGUCGGAAAGAGCUAGCUCGCUUAAAUCUUGAGAUUGAAGAGGAUCAGAAGCAUCCCGAAAGCUUCCCAUUACUAAAUUCAGCCUUUAUUCAAUUCAAUAGCCAAAUAGCGGCUCAUAUGGCCUGUCAAAGCGAAAUAUACCAUCUGCCAAAGUACAUGACUCCAAGGAUAAUCGAGAUCUCGCCUAGAGAUAUUAUAUGGGAGAACAUGGCUUUAAGCUGGUGGCAAGAGUGGCUCAUGAUGAUAAUUGUCACUGGCAUUUUAUUAAUAAUGGUUUUCCUCUGGGCUCUCCCUAUUGCUUGGACAGCUGCAUUAAGUCAGCUAGAGCAACUUAUUCAGACGAAUCAGUUACUUCAAUUCCUACAUCAGAGCGAGACGCUUAAGACUACAAUUAAAGCCAUUUCAGGUGUUUUGCCUUCAGCUGCUAUCAGUCUCCUACUCUACCUGGUCCCGAUUAUAUUCGAUACUCUUGCACAAUUGAUGGGAGCAAAAACUAAGUCUCAAAAGAUUGAGUUCGUCCAGGCUUUUUACUUUAUCUUUUUAUUUAUCCAACUGUUUUUGGUUGUAUCAAUUGCAUCUUUCUUCACUGCGUCUCUAGAACAACUACUAGAAAACAUUCAAAGGUUGCAAACUGGCAGAGAUAUCUUAAAUCUGCUAGCAAGCAAUCUUCCGAAAGCAUCCAACUACUUCUUUUCGUACAUGAUUCUCCAGGCUCUUUCCACUAGCUCUAGCACCCUCCUUCAGACUGGGGCUCUUAUUACGUGGUAUGUAAUUGCUCGAUUCAUUGACAAUACACCACGUGAAAAAUGGUACAGGAAUAUUAAACUUAGUGAGGUCCGAUGGGGAAGUUUCUUCCCAAUUUAUACCAACUUUGCCUGUAUUGCAUUGGUCUAUUGUAUUAUCGCUCCUCUAAUCUCCAUUUUUGCCAUUAUCACCUUUAGCCUUCUUUGGUUUUCUCAGCGAUAUAUGAUACUUUACGUAACUCAAUUUGGGCAUGACACUGGAGGAGUCUUAUACCCUCGGGCUAUUAACCAAACAUUCACUGGGAUAUACACAAUGGAGCUCUGUCUCGCUGGUUUGUUGUUUAUUGUUGAGGAUCAGAAUGGAAAGAACACCUGCACAAUACACGGGAUAAUUAUGGUAUGUGUUCUUAUUGCGACAGCAAUAUAUCAGAUGCUCCUCAAUUGGUCAUUCGCGCCUCUGUUCCGCUACCUCCCUAUAACCUUUGAAGACGACGCAGUACUCCGAGACGAGGCAUUCCGGCGGGCCCACAAUUAUCAAGUUGAUCAAGCUACCGACAUCGCGUCAGAGAGGGAGGUCUCCAGCGCGAGCAAACUAUCUAAGCAAGACAAGCCAUGCACGACACAUAAUGAAUGUCAUGAGGCCCAGCGUUACAUUGGCGACGCACUUUACGAAGGGAUCAAUGACGAAAUCGAAGACUUAACACCUGAGAAGAGAGACACGCUUGUUCAUAACGCAUUUCAGCAUGAGGCCCUGCGUGCCCGCUGCCCCACAGUCUGGAUCCCCCGCGACGACCUUGGUAUUAGUGACGAUGAGAUCCGUCGGACACAGGACUUUAGUCAACACAUUUUAAUUAGUAAUAAGGGUGCAGCACUUGAUAGUAAAGGACUCGUGGUAUAUAAAAAGAACCCCCCUGACUUUUCGGAGGAGGAUUUAAUGAACCUAUAA
This is a messenger RNA of Ilyonectria robusta, 3219 nucleotides long. RefSeq lists its product as uncharacterized. The record is from RefSeq and is a predicted model, not a curated record. The coding region runs from base 1 to 3219 and encodes 1072 amino acids. Gene Ontology annotation, molecular function: calcium-activated cation channel activity. Gene Ontology annotation, cellular component: plasma membrane. Lineage: Eukaryota; Fungi; Ascomycota; Sordariomycetes; Hypocreales; Nectriaceae. The transcript has 2 exons.